Messenger RNA from Raphanus sativus (radish), 618 nucleotides. RefSeq names its product pectinesterase inhibitor 4-like. Lineage: Eukaryota; Viridiplantae; Streptophyta; Magnoliopsida; Brassicales; Brassicaceae. Gene Ontology annotation, biological process: negative regulation of catalytic activity. Bases 1 to 618 code for a protein of 205 amino acids. The record is from RefSeq and is a predicted model, not a curated record. Gene Ontology annotation, molecular function: enzyme inhibitor activity. The transcript is spliced from 2 exons.
AUGUCCCAAUUUCUGCACGCCCUAACGCUCGUCUUCGUUUUCCUCGCAUCAACAAACAUCCAAAUAACAGCAACCACUCCACCAUCCUACUCCAGAAAUCACAAUAUGUUUGUGAAGACGGCAUGCAACUCGACAACAUACCCUGACAAAUGCUACAAGUCCUUAUCCUCCUACUCAUCCACCAUCAAAUCCGACCCGAUAAAGCUAUGCACCACGGCGCUUAAGCUCAACGUGAAUUCAGCAAAAGAGGCAGCUUCCGUCAUCUCUAAGCUUCUCAAAAAGUCUCAGAUAUCCGCAGCCGGACGAAAGAAUAAAAUGUCACCGGAGAAGCCACUUAUCCUUAGGGACUGCCUUGAGGAGAUGAAGGACACAGUUGUUGAGCUGAAGCAAGCGAUCACAGAGAUGAAGACUCUACGAGAUGGUGACUCUGUGUCUGAGCAUAUAACGAACGUUAGGACGUGGGUAAGCGCGGCAUUGACGGACGAAGGGACUUGUACGGACGGGUUCGAAGAGAUAAAAGUGAGUAAAGAAACUAAGAAGAAGGUAACGAAGGUUGUUGAGGAACUUGCAACGACGACUAGUAAUACUUUGGCGCUUAUUACUAAUCUAAGUUACUAG